Molecule: messenger RNA, 2347 nt
Organism: Fomitiporia mediterranea MF3/22
Lineage: Eukaryota; Fungi; Basidiomycota; Agaricomycetes; Hymenochaetales; Hymenochaetaceae
Exons: 4
Coding region: 1-2130 (709 amino acids)
Source: RefSeq, a predicted model, not a curated record
AUGUCGUUCAUGUCGGACGUGCAGCCUUCCGCGUCGACGUCUGUCCCACUGCACGAUGCCACAGGCACGACUUGGUCUAAGGUGGCUAGACACACGCGUUCGACUAUACGGUUUGCCUCGUUUGACCCUGCCACCGCGUCGGGCGACCAUACGAACGCGUCAGCGUUCAGGAAACUCACGCUAAAUGAGGAACUCUGUCGUCCGAAACGCGUCGUAAUUGAAACCGCGCCGGAUGGACGAAGUACAUGGAGGUUUGUGCCUAAUGCGCGUCGAGAGGAUGGGGUUGAAAAUGAAGGUAUUUGGCCGAGGGUUGUGGAUGUUUGCGGCCAAUUACGGACUUUAACGCAGGAUCAAUGGGACGUAUAUAAGCUUGAUCGGGACUUUGAUUGUCUAGUCCGCCUACCACCUCAAGCUACAACGAUAACUAGGUCAAAUAACGCAAAUACCUAUUCCCCCUCCAAGCCGGCUACAGUGGAGGAAGCUCCUGCGGAAGACAACAUUGCUCGACACAAACGGCGGUUAUCGGAAAGCGCGGUUGCUCGUCGUCUUUCCGGGAGCAAUGACGAAGGUAAGAGGAAGAAGGCUCGCUCAAAAGCUAACGAUCCGUCAUCUUUGUCUUCCGACGAGAGUGACCAAGCUGAAGAAGAGGAGGUCAGCGGGAUGGUCAUCGAUGAUGACGUUUUCUCGUCUCAGACUCCACGAAAGCGCUACCAGACGAGCGAACGAUUGAAGAAGGUCAAGGCAAACAAAGAGGAAGCACGGCGAAAACGACGGGAAUGGAACGCACAGAGGCGACAAAAGAUAGGUCUGAGUCAACUGGAGGAAUACGAAGAGGACGAAAAUAGGAUGUCAUGGACUGAUGUUCCUCUUUCUUCGCCUCCUCGGGCCCAACCAACUGCAUCUCCGUUUCCAAAACGAAAAGUCGAUGCAUUUAGUGAUCUCGGCGAGGCAUUCAGCGACGAAGACUCGGAUAAUCCCAAGCCCACCUUCAAACCGUAUGAGAAAACUAACGCAGCAAAACGUACACGGACUGUCUCCCCCGUCGUUGCUAGACGUGCUGCGGAAAUAAAACGCAACAGGCGAGAAAUGAAUCGGAAAGACGAAUUGGACAGGCGAAACAGAGCACGACAACAGGCCCUGCAUGAGAGUGUGAUGAAAGAGAUUUAUGAAGAAGCUUCGAGGUCUCAACCUACAGCUUCUCAGACUUUCGAGACGUAUGAUGCGUCGCAGUCGUCUCAAUCUCAGUCUUCUCAAUAUUCGUCUCAGUUCUCGUCCCAGUUUUCCUCAGAAUAUUCGUCGCAAUUUACUUCGCAGACCGCCGAGCAGCCCAGCCAAGAAGUUCACGUAGACGAGGAGGAACUUCGUCGACAAGCUACUAUCGAAGAGUCUAGACGCAAACUCGCGGAACUCGAGAAGGACAAGCCCAUAUGGGAGGAAGCAGCUCGAAAACGCGCUGCAAAGGAGGCAGAGGAAGAGCAACGGCGCACCGAAGCUGCAAGGAAAGCUCAUGCAGCCAACGAGACUGCUGCUAGGCAACCAUGGCAGAAGCAGACUGAAAAGGACAAGGCGAGGCAAGAAGCUGCUGAACGGGAGAAGGAGAAAGAAAAAGAGAAGGAAAGAGAAAACGUGAAACGAAAAACUGCAGAAGACGAACGACACGCACGGGAGAAAGCAGCAGACGAUGUCCGCUCGAAACGCAAACACGCACGCGAAGCAGCUCAACGUGAUACUCGUGCAUGGAUCGCAAAAGGCUGGACGGGUCGUCGUGCAUUAGAACGCUACAUAUCAUUAAGCGACACCUUCGACGCAUUAAACUUCUUCAAAGGCGACGUCAUCGUCUUCGAGACCGUCCCUUGGCCCGUCCUCAUGCGUCCCGGUUCAUUCAGCGUAGAAGAUAUCGAUUGGACAGCCGUCGAAACUUUCUUCAGGCAAAUUCGUGUUUACCUCCCAACUCCUGAAUAUAGGAAACUAGUGGAGAAGAGUCAUAAGAGAUUUCAUCCUGAUCGGUGGCGCUCGAGACGCGUGUUGAUUAGUGUGGAGGAUGAGGAGGAGAAGGAGUGCCUUGAGGUUGCUGCGAAUACUGUUGCGCAGGCCUUGACGCCUAUUUGGAAGGAUGUGACUGGGCGAUAGGAGGUAUUUUCCUAUUUGUAUUGUUUUAUGGCCUUAUGGUCUUCGUUGGAUACACGGAUGCACAAACAACUGGAAGGAAUUUGGCUUGUAAUGCUGACAACUAGAGGAGAAAGAUCAAGGAAUUUAUAAUUGUCUGUCUUUUUGUUUUAAAUUGCUUUCUUUAAUGUAUCGCUAUGUACACGCUUUUGAAUGCUUUCUUCCCAUUUGCAUUACUACU